Molecule: messenger RNA, 12525 nt
Organism: Cyphomyrmex costatus
Lineage: Eukaryota; Metazoa; Arthropoda; Insecta; Hymenoptera; Formicidae
Gene: Ten-a
Product: Teneurin-a transmembrane protein
Exons: 19
Coding region: 105-7847 (2580 amino acids)
Biological process (GO): motor neuron axon guidance
Source: RefSeq, a predicted model, not a curated record
GGCUUCCGCCACCGCAACAGCAGGUGACGGUGGGUUCUCUGGGCGGCGGUUUAGGUGGUGCCGGAAAUGGCGGUACCGCCACGGUAGGCGCGCAAGGCCAAGCCAUGGUGAUGCCAGGUUUUCCGCUUCGUGCCGCAGCGGUGCCGCACUACUCCCCGUAUUCACCGUCGCGUUUUCACAUCGACAAACGUUGUCAGCACAGGUGCUCUUGGAAAUGCUUCUCGAUCGCUCUGAUCCUCCUGGCUGUGGCGCUGACAGCGAUGUUGGCGUACUUUGCUGCAGUGAGCUCUAUGCGCCCGAUAGACAGCACUAACUGCAUUCUGGUUCAAGAUAUCAAGGCUGUCACUCACGAAAACGCACACAUCCACGACUCGAUAUCCACGCAGAUCCCCACAGAAGAGUCCCUGCCUACGAGUACGGCAGAGCAUUCGAGCGCCGCGGAUAGCGCCGGUGAUCAGCAGAGCGAUCCGCAGAUCCAGCAAUCGGCGCAGCAAUGGCCAGCGGUGCUCGAACUGCAGGCCUACAACGUCGCGCACUCCGCCAUUAUCCAGCCGUACCACUUCUGGAACACAGAGUUCCGCAACAAGCAGCCAGCUUUCAUCAGGCUGAACUUGACCCUACCAUGGGGUGCGAAUUUCGCAGUGUACGGCAGACGGAACGUCGCGCCCAGCGUCACGCAAUACGAUUUCGUGGAGUUCGUGAAAGGUGGCAGGGUGGUCCACAGGCUGAAGAGGGAUAUCACUGCCGUCAGUUUUAUGCAGUCCACCAAUCCGCAAGAUGCCCACGUGGAGCGUGCGCCGCAACCGGUCGCGCCUUAUCAACACGUGCUCAUCAAGAGGACCAUUGUGGAACCACUGAUGGUCAAUGUUAGUCUGCUGCAGUACUUCGAUACCGGCGACUGGUUCCUGUCCGUAUAUAAUGAUGAGUUGCAGCCUUACAAGGUUACUUUGGUCGUGACGGAAGCCGAAGGUGUUUCUACUACGUGUCCCAAUGACUGUUCCGGACGUGGAUCGUGCUACCUUGGCAAAUGCGAUUGUAUAGACGGAUAUCAGGGUGCUGAUUGCAGCAAAAGCGUGUGUCCGGUUUUGUGUUCUUCACACGGACAAUACGGUGGUGGUAUGUGUCACUGCGAGGAGGGCUGGAAAGGCGCGGAAUGCGACAUACCGUUAGGUGACUGCCAAGUUCCUGACUGUAAUCAGCAUGGUCAGUGCGUUAGAGGAUCCUGCGUCUGUAAUCCCGGCUGGAAGGGCAACUUUUGCGACGAACCCGACUGCUCUGAUCCGAACUGCAGCGGCCACGGUGCUUGUGUCUCCGGCAAGUGUUACUGCAAGGCUGGCUGGCAGGGCGAGCGGUGCAAUCAGGUCGAUCAGCAGGUGUACCAGUGUCUGCCCGGCUGCUCUGAUCACGGCACGUACGACCUCGAAUCUGCGGCCUGCGUUUGCGAGGAGCAUUGGACGGGGGUCGAUUGCUCGCAGCCAAGUUGCGGUCUAGACUGCGGACUUCACGGAUCCUGCGAGCAAGGCCGCUGCAAAUGCCACGAUGACUGGACCGGAACGAAAUGCGAUCAAAAACCGUGUGAUUUACGUUGCGCCGAGCAUGGCCAGUGCAAAAAUGGAACCUGCGUGUGCAGUCAAGGAUGGAACGGAAGACAUUGCACAUUACCCGGAUGUGAGAAUGGAUGUAGCCGCCAUGGAUUGUGCACCCUACAGGAUGGCGAAUACAGUUGCGAAUGUUCAACCGGGUGGGCCGGCAGAGAUUGCAGCAUACGACUUGAAUUGGAAUGUAAUGAUUACGUUGACAAUGACGAAGAUGGCAUGAUGGACUGCUCUGACAGCGAGUGCUGCUCGCACGAAGCUUGUUCAGAACAUAUCAUGUGCCUUGCUAGUAAUAAUCCCGUGGACGUUCUUCUCCGAAAACAACCACCCAGCGUCACAGCGUCCUUCUAUCAACGAGUAAAGUUCCUCGUCGAGGAGAACAGCGUACAGAGCUACGCCCACAUGGACGAGUACACGGAAAGUACGUUCUGGAGUUCCUUUACACCGCGUCGAGUUGCGGUGAUGCGAGGCCAAGUUGUUACCGAACAAGGACUCGGAAUAGUAGGCAUCAGAGUGUCCGUGGACAGAGACUCGCGCUUUGGAUUCACCUUGACUAGAACAGACGGAUGGUUCGACGUCCUGGUCAAUGGUGGAGGCGCCGUGACGCUUCAAUUCCAGCGCAGCCCCUUCAAACCUCUUACGAGGACCGUCUUCGUACCCUGGAAUCAGAUCGUAGUCCUGCCACCCGUUGUGAUGAUUCUCAGCAAGGAAGGCGAAUCGUAUAAAUCUAACCAGCCGCCGAGCCCGGCAGUUGGGAUUUCGAUGGGACUCUUUAGCGAGCACGGUCCGUGCUUGGAGCACGAUCACGAGACACUGAGGCCGAUUAUCGUUAGUACAUGGAUGCCUGAGAAAGUUGGCGGUUUGCCUGGGAAGAGCUUGGUCUUUGCUGAAAGUCAAAUCGUGCAGGAAAGCAUCGCUAUUCCGGGCUCCAAUCUCCACUUGAUGUAUCAAAGCAGUCAGGCUGCGGGCUAUCUCUCUACCGUGAGGAUGCAACUGACCGGGCCGUUCAUUCCGAAAUCGCUGACGCACGUACACGUGCACGUGGAGAUCGAGGGCUCGCUUCACACGAAAACGUACGAGGCCGACCCGAAUCUGACACACACGUUUGCCUGGAACAAGAGAAACGUUUACAAGCAGAAGGUGUACGGCGUGGCGCAGGCGAGGAUCUCGAUCGGCUAUCAACAUUCCACUUGUCCGUUGGUGAUAUGGGAGACGCAGACGGCCACUUUGCAAGGAUUCGACGUCGAUAUCUCCGAUAUCGGUGGAUGGGGACUCGACAUCCAUCACCAUUACAACUUCCACGAGGGAAUCCUGCAGAAAGGCGAUGGCUCUACUCUACAUUUCAAACAGUAUCCGCGCACUGUAAAAGUGGUAAUGGGCACUGGUCUCAAAAGAAGUUUGGUGUGUCAGAAUUGCGACGGUCUCGCUAAAGAUGCUAGACUCCUAACACCAGUGACACUUGCCAGUGGACCUGACGGCAGCAUAUAUGUCGGAGAUUUCAAUCUCGUGCGCAGAAUCACGCCUGAAGGAAAGGUUUACACCGUUCUGAUUUUGAGUGCGACUCAAGUGGCGUAUCAGUAUUUUCUGUGCAUCUCACCGGCUGAUGGACAUUUGUAUAUCAGCGACCCAGAGAAACAUCAGAUAUUGAAAGCACUCUCGUUGGAACAAGUCCAAGAUCCAAGCAUUAAUAUCGAGCCCGUUGUUGGAAGCGGUGAGAGAUGUAUUCCAGGUGAUGAGGGCCACUGCGGCGACGAAGGUCCGGCCAUUCACGCAAAAUUGGCUCAUCCCAAAGGAAUCGCAAUUGCGGCCGAUAAAACGAUGUAUAUUGCCGAUGGAACGAACAUUCGUGCUGUCGAUCCUCGAGGAAUCAUACAUACUCUCGUGGGACAUCAUGGUCAUCAUAAUCAUUGGUCACCCGCUCCCUGCAUUGGAGCCAUUCCCGCACAUCAGGCUCAGUUACAAUGGCCCACCGGAUUAACCUUAAGCCCAUUGGAUGGAUCCCUGCACUUUAUCGACGACAGGCUAGUCUUGAAACUCACCAGCGAUCUGAAGGUGCGUGUAGUCGCUGGCACGCCUCUUCACUGUACCAGCAAUGCAAAUAACAACAAUGGCAACGAUGAACUUCCGAAACUAAACUCCUCGUUGACGGCGAAUCUGAAAAAAUCAGAUGAGGUCCUCGGGACGGUGUUGGCUGUCGGUUUCAGUCCAACCGGCGAAUUGUACAUAGCGGAUCGCGAUUCUCAUCGAGUGAACUCUAUCAGAAUCGUCGAUUCCUCUGGCAAGAUGUCACACUUCGCUGGUCAACAGCAGGAAAGACUGCGUCAAUGCGAAUGUAACAAUACUACACCCAGCACUAAGGACUUGGACACAUGCACCUGUACGGACGAUACUAGCAGCACCGAAACGCUUCUCUCUUCAAACGCCAAAUUUAUUGCAAUAUCUGCUCUGGCGGUUUCGCCGGACGGUGUCCUGCACGUGGCUGAUCAAGGCAGUCUUCAUAUCCUGGCUCUCCAGCCGUACCUUCCGAACCACGAUGAAAACGGAGAGUUCCGCAUUCCAUUCCCGCCUUCGAACGAGAUCUACGUGUUCAAUCGCUACGGUCAACACAUUUCCACGAAGGACUUGACGUCGGGAAAGACCCGUUACUCCUUCCUGUAUAGCAAGAACACGAGUUUCGGCAAGUUGUCCACGGUGACGGACAGCGCCGGCAAUAAGAUUCAAUUUUUGCGAGAUUACAGCAGCGUCGUUAGCUCUAUUGAAAACACUCAGGAUCAUAAAUCUGAAUUGAAAAUCUCCGCGGUUGGAUUCCUGGAGAAAUUGUCCGAACGCGGCAGGGCAGAGAUUGCUCUCGGUUAUGAUGGUUCAACCGGUUUGCUCACCAGUCGAUCAGGAGGAGAUGAAACAUAUAUAUACAAUUACGACAGUCUGGGACGUGUCACCGAUGUAAUACUGCCGACAGGCGAAAAAUUAAAAUUAUUAUCGGAUUUAUCUGACGAUGAAGGUCUAUUGGUUAAAGUAUCUGCUCCCUUGCAAGCUUUAUCUAAAGGCGAUAAACAACGAAUCGUAGAAUUUGAAAUGAAAAAUGAAAAGUCGAAGAUGUUGACAGUUACUGACGGCACUAAGCUUAUGAAAGCGAUUGCAUUUACGAACAGCAGCUUGGAAGUGCUUUUACCCGGUGGUGGUAGAAUAUUAAGCGCGGCGACAACAAAACAUCCGCUAUUGAAACCAGCUUUGCCAGUAGAAGCGGAGAUGCUGCCUAUGUGGAGCUAUCAAUUGAUGUCAUUAGGCGAAUUAACGAACACUAUGACGACAACGUAUAACUUGGUUGGAGAAGUUAGCCAUCCUCAGCAAACGCUUAACAGAGAGAUCUGGGUGAAUGACACACGAGUAAUAAGUGUCGAAUUCGAGCAGGCGUUCAGCCGCGAGACGUUCUAUGAUAAGGCGGGAACUCCCCUAUUGACGGUGACCUUCGACCUGGCCGGUCUACCCUUGGUCUGGCAACCAUACGAACAGGGUCACAAUCUCAGCAUUACUUACGAUCGAUUUAACAGAAUCGACAGCUGGAAAUGGGGUGCCUCUGAUGAAUCGUACGCUUACGAUCGGCGCGGUCAACUGGCGGAAAUCACCAAUAGCAAGGACGGCACAAAACGGUACACCUACAACGACUUCAAUGUGCUGUCGAAGAUCACGCUUGCCAGCAACAGGCAGUUUUCGUUGCAAUAUGAUGAUGACGGUGGAUUACGACAUAUCAUUUUACCGUCUGAAACCAAACAUUCCUUCUCCUGUCAAGCUUCUCUCGGCUUCCUCAGGGUGACAUAUACUCCACCUGGCAGUACUAGAGCUUAUCUACAACACUACAGUCACGAAGGAAACCUGUUACAGACUGUAUUUCCGGGAGACGGAGCUCGCAUCGUUUUCAGAUAUCAUACCUCGGGACAAUUGGCGGAGGUUGUUCACGGCGAUGGCAAAAGCGAAAUCAGAUACACAGAGAGUGGACUACCUUCCGAAGUGAUACACUCCGAAAGGGACGUGGAGUACAAGUGGGAUUAUCAAUAUAGUGCAGGACUUUUAGUGGAGGAGCGAAUAGAUUUCGGCGCCAAGACUGGCUUAAGUAACGCCAAAUUUACGUUUGAAUACGAUUCGAACUUCCGCUUGAUCGCGGUACAGGGUAGAAUAGGCGGUCAGACACUGCCACCACACACCAUGGCUUAUAGUCCGAGGUCGGGUACGUUGGAGCAAAUCGGUCAAUUUAAAGUGACGAGGCCGCAGUCGAAUGAGACGACCGUGUUUGACGGUACCGCACUGUUUUCGCGUACCACAGACGAUCGAUUUCUAGAAACUCAAGUCACAGUGACAAUCCACCGAAUGGAGGUGUUCAGAAUGGAGUUUACACAUGAUUCGCGCGGUCGCAUCAAUCAGACGAGAACGUAUACGCGUAACGUUGCCGUUAAUACAUACACCAACGUAAAGAAUUACACAUGGGAUUGCGACGGUCAGUUAACUGGUGUAGAGGCACAGGAGCCAUGGGGUUUCAAGUACGACGCCAACGGCAAUAUGCUGUCGCUCACAUAUCGAGGUAACACGAUCCCAAUGGAAUACAACGCCAUGGACCGAAUAGUCAAGUUUGGCGAAGGUCUCUAUAAGUACGACAACCGAGGUCUGGUAGUGCAGAAUGCAAGAGAGGAGAGAUUUAAUUACAACGCCAAGGGUCUCCUCGUGCGCGCCACCAAACGCGGCCGUUUCGACGUGCGAUACUAUUACGAUCAUCUGGAUCGCCUAGCCACGAGGAAGGACAAUUACGGCAAUGUCACGCAGUUCUUUUACAACAAUCAAAAACGGCCGCACGAAGUGAGUCAGAUAUACAGCCCGCGCGAUGGUAAACUGAUGUCGCUAGUUUACGAUGACAGAGGACAUCUCAUUUAUGCACAAGUAUACCGGCACAAAUAUUACAUUGCCACUGAUCAGUGUGGAACACCCAUUAUGAUCUUUAAUCAGUACGGCGAAGGCAUCAGAGAAAUUAUGCGAUCGCCUUACGGCCACAUCGUUUACGAUUCGAAUCCAUAUCUUUACUUACCAGUUGACUUCUGUGGAGGACUUCUGGAUCAGGUCACUUCUCUCGUUCACAUGCCAAAUGGUAAGGUUUACGACCCGCUAAUAGGCCAGUGGAUGUCACCGCUCUGGGAAAACGUUUUGGAUCGCGUAGACAAACCAACGCACCUACAUCUUUAUAGAUUUAACGGUAACGAUCCAAUUGACGUUAGGCAUACGGACAGACCAAGUCAACCGACUGAUCACAUAUCAUGGCUGUCGCAUCUCGGAUACGACCUGAAGAGUUUAGCGCCACAGCUAUUUCCGGAUGAGCUACCGGAAAGCCUUGUUCCGCGAGCGCUCAGUCCUGGAACUUCUAUAUUCGGUAAGAAGAAAAGAACGCGCAAUUUGGGUGUCCAAUCCGGUUUCCUCGCACACAUCGCCCAGAGGCAUUCGGGCGACGCGGUGAGCCUGUCCGCGCCACCACGGUCAGCCUUGAAGAAGGACACGAGCGAGCUGAUACCCAGUCGUCUAGGUGCGGCGUCUGAUCCGCCUUUCGGUAAGGGUAUCCUGGUGUCGAGAACCGCCGAUGGCCAGGCAGUGGUGUCCAGUGUACCCAGCGCUAACGCUAUUUAUGGUGACGUGUUCACGUCCGUGUUCAACCGCUCGUACUUUCUGCCAUUUACGUUCGUCGUGCACAGCGCACAGCAGGACGCCUUCUACUUCGUUAAAGAGGAAACCUGGCGUGCCAGCGAAGAUCGUGGUCAGCUGAAACGAUUAGGAGGUCAGGUAAACACCACAUUCCACGAGAAUGAGAAUGGCAGUGGCAGUAGUUCACUAAUCGAUGUGAAAAUACACGGUGCCAGCUAUGUGGUGAAUUUGCGUUACGGCACCACGGCGGAGAAGGAAAAACAGAGGCUACUGCAUCACGCUAAGGCGACCGCUAUCAGGAAGGCAUGGCACCGGGAACGUGAAGCCCUUAAAACGAACACUCCCACAUCCGUCGAAUGGAUGGUUGCCGAGCAGGAUGAGAUACUGAAAGUUGGUCUUGCAUCCAAUUACGAGGGCGAGUACAUACACGACGCACAACAGUAUCCCGAGCUCGCGGAGGAUCCCUACAACAUUAGGUUCGUGAAGAAGGCCGUCGACCAGUCGAGCAAGAAGCGACGCAGGAGGAGAGGCGUGCCGUCCUGUAAGCUUUGGUGGUUAGAUAAAAUGUGCUAGAGCGAUUUAAAAGUCAGUCGUAUCGUCCCCUCGCGCGGGGACAUUGUCCAGUAUCGAAACCGCGGGACUUUCGAGUGAGCGACACCGACAGAUAAAGAGAUAGAAAGAGAAACCGGAAACGUGAAAGUCGACGGAAGGAGAUAAAAAAAUGCCGCUGUAGCACGCUGUAUGCGCAGCGUCCGUAUAUGUAUGCACGCGCAUAUAUAUAAACGUACUGAAAACUAUCAAAAAGUUUUAUACCAAAGUCUAUUUGUGUAUUUCAAAGAUGCCAAAAACACUAUAACGUUAUAUUAUAUAUAAUAAAUAUAUAUACCACGAGGUAUAGGGUACGUAGGAUGUAAGAGCGUUAAGCGCACGCGGAGGAACGCUGAUUUCAUCGAGUAUUCGCUCCACGGACCAGCUGCGCGACCGAUCCGCGAUUGGCAAAUCCGCGAAAGCCUUAUAAGCGACGUCGAGAGAGGAAAGAAUGAGAAUCGAGAGUGUAUCGGAUUUCGGACCAUGCGAGCCUGGAAGGGAAAGAGGAGGAACAUUGCGAAAUUUCCUCUGGGAGUUUGACGCGACGUGAACGCAGCUAAUAACCAGCUUGCAGGUUUGAAUUAAAUUCCAGAAUGUGGAAUUUUCUGAUUACGUUCGUACGAGGCAAGGCCGGCAAGCUCGUGGAGCUUGCGCUCGAGGCCUAAAGUAAAUGAUAGACCGUGGUGCCGCACGUGUGAAUCGUACACGGUACACCGCAUCGAUACAAGGUAAUUAUAGUUAUAACACGAAGAGUGAGGAGAAAGGAGAGAGAAGAAUAGGCCAUUCAUAGUUGAGAGCGACGAAAAAAGAAAGAGAGAGAGAGAGAGAGAGAGAGAGAGAGAGAUAGAGAGAGAGAGAGAGAGAGAGAGAGAGAGAGAGAGAGAGAGAGAGAGUGAGAGAAACUAGUCAAUACAUAGCUUUACAUUGACAUAGCAGCCUUCUUCGGCGUAGGAUAAAUGCGAGGAUAGUGAGAAUCGGGAGGAGCGAUGCCGUUGACGACGACGUUGACGAGCCACGUGUGUGCCCUGCUCACGAUAUUUUAACGUCGUACUUAGAAAAAGAGCAACGGCGGGUGUGAUGCAAGUACGCGCGAUGACGAAUACGAAUGCAGAAAGCGGCAGCGAGCGCGGAAAUAAAUCUCAACCAUGAAUGGCCCUAGCGAGAAGCGGCAGAGGAUUGAGGAAGAGGAACCAGAGGAGAGACGGUAUCCUCACGGUAUCCUUGAAGAAGGACUAGGAGCCAACGAUCGUGCGGACUCGAUCGUGCGGUCUCGAGCUUGAAUUCCGUUCGCGGCUUUAGACAAUUAAGGACGAGACGAAUUUGUAUUAUAAAGUGGUGCUUUUCUUGUAUGGCGAGAGAAUGGAGAGAGUGAAAGAGAGGCGGAGUGAGAGGAUCAGCGAUGAUCGAGCGAGGAUGAGCGUGCAUGAGGUCGUCGAAUACCAAUAGCGAGACUAAACGUAUUUUUAACAUGUGGAUGUGUCCUAUCCAUAGCGUAAGCGUUCCUGAUCGUCGCCGAUCGGUGAUCUAUAUCGCAUUGUCGUGAGCGCAAGUGUGCGGGAAGAUAGUCGCUCGGGAUCGACGGUGGGUAUCCUCCGAUGACUCUCGAAGAUCGCGGAGGGAAAUGCGAGCCGGGCGUGCGAACCCUGUGUCUGCGUAUAAACCGGAAAGGGAGGAAUUUGCAAGAGGGAUAAACUCAUUAUCGGUAAAAAAAUAAUACGUAUACAAUAUCGCAUAUUUGUGCUUGCUGGAUAUGAACGUAACGGUUAACUAUGUUUCCUUACCGAAAAUACUAAGUAUGUGUAUCCAAAAUUACUGCCCGUCAAGUAACGAUCGUUUCGCCCGUGUAUAUGUGUAUGUGUGUGUGUGUAUGUAUGUAUGUGAAUGUGUGUGCGUGUGCGCCGAUCGCCCGCGCACAAAGACCCAUAUACGUGCAUCGAACCAUCCUUAGCAUCGGAAAUUCCUUUUAUUAUCAUCCUAUCAAUCCUUCUCCCAUUCCUCUCAUUCCCCUUCACCUUCCAAACUCCAUGAAGAUUCCAGAUCUGUCGAUUUGUUGCACGUAUUGUUUUUUCGCGUCUCUACGAACGUUCGUACUCGCCAUUGAUAUUUUGCAACGCGGCUUUAGAGACGGUGCCGUUUAUGGAUAGUUAGUGGCACAACGACAUUGCUGUCUGAAUAGAUGAAGAAUAAAAAAUGUUAUCUAUAUGCUGAGUGUAUAAAAAAAUAUAUAUAUAGAGAGAGAGAAAGAAAGAAUGAGAGAGAGAGAGAAUGAUUUAGGGAAGCUUCGUAAUGUAUUUCUAAUUCGAGCAAGUGUUUAGACCUAUAAUACCCAACAACGCAAAAUCGUGAAAGACUUCCGAGAGAUAGUCAAACGAUGUCUGAAAAAUUAGGCCGUCUUUACGACUUCUUUUACGAUGUCGUGUUGCCUGGGCAAUUUUAAACCGCGGUCCAAGACGAACUCCUCCUGUCGGAGGCACGCGCGCUCGCACGUGCCAACGAGGCCGCAAGGGUGAUCCUUUUUGUACAUUUCAAGUCCUCGUUCGCACGCGCGAAACGACAUGCGAAAACGGAAUUACUACACUAAAAUCGCGCCGUAAAUAUCUAUCCCCGCGCGUUGCUCAUCAUUGCGUUUCUCUGGCAGACGGCCGCGUGAACGGGCUCGAUCGUCGAGCCGCAUUCCUCCCUCGCUUAUCUAAGCGUAACCGACGUGCAAUUAUAUUUCACUUUGUUUUAACUUUACUCUUUAGGAAAGACUCAUAUAUGAAAAUAACCAAAAUCUCAUGGAAUCAUUAAUUAAUAUUAGUCAAUUUCGAGUAAUUUACUGUGACUGUUAAAUUCAAUUUCUUAGUAGCAAUCGCUUUAAAAUCGCGUUUAAAUUUAGUAAUAAAUACAACACCCUCGGCUAUAUUAAAUGACUCUAUCCAGUUAUUGCAACUGUAACAAUGAGACAGCUACCGUCUUUCAGCAAUGGUGCAGGUAAUUUCGCGAGAAUAAUAUUUGACGGUGAUUUCUGUUAAUCUUCCGAGAGCUUCUGCUUUCUCUAGAUAAGCGAAAUAGGAGUGCUUCGACAUUCGUGCAUAUCUAAACACUCAUCGUUUCCCUUUGGCCAACCAAUCCCCUCACACCUGCUCCUCCCACUGCCCUUCACACUGCCCUCUUGAUCUUUAACCGCAUUAUCCGCUGUUGGAUCCGGCAACAGUGCGUUCAAGAAAAAUCGACUAUUUUUUAAAUAUCACGUGUCAAAUUAAUGAGCGGGCCAGGUAGCCGCGAUAUACAUGUCGUACGGGCGGGGAGACCCCAAAAAGUCGACUCCAGGCCCGACCCCGUCUUACGCGAUUAUAAUAUUAGAAAAAAAAAUUCACUCUAACUUCCGUGAAGUUUCAUCUCUCGUUUUUGCGAACUCGUUCCAGAUUCGUUCGUUCCCCGUGACCGUCCGCGGGGGAUCGCGACAACUCCACGUACUUCUCUAAAUAAAUAAAUAAAUAAAAAGAAACGAAGUAGAACGCGCGAAGAAAUAAUGAUUAUGUGAAAUAAAUAAAUAAAUAUAAAUAUAUAUGAAUAUAUUGAGAAGAAAUAUAAAUAUAUAUAUAUAUGUACACAUGAGAGGAGCUAGAGUGGCCAAUUAUAGCAGUAACCGUCGAUCCACGAAUUUGCGGCGCGAUUGGUUCUCGAGCGCGACUCGCCACGCCGAAAAAAAAGGGAAGGGGGUAAAAAAAAGAAUUCGGAAACGUGAAACGGGAAGUUCAGGAUGCGAGAGAGCGAUAAAUGUAGAGCGAGAACGAAAGGGAAGAAAGAGAGCGUGAAAAUGAGAGAUAUAUAUUGAAGAUUAAGCGAGCGCGAAAAGCGAACGGAAGAGUCAGUCACGCUAAAGCUACUACGACCACUACCUUAGAUAGAUUAACGCUACUUUGCCGCUGAUCUAAUUGUUUACUGUCACGUGUUGCUGUAAACCUAAACCUAACGAUACGAUAUUAUAUAUAUUUUAUUUAUAUAACCUAAUCAACUGUAUUUAUUGUAAAUAGUCACGAUGUUUGCUAUGAUAUAAUAUAUCUGUAAUUGGAUGGGAACCUGCCUGAAACUGCGCCCAAAGCCCUCUGUCCUUCCCACAACCCUAUUCCCGCAGCUAUGGAAUCCGUAUACAUCCCAUACACGAAGUACAGGAUAUACAUUAUAUAAAGCGCAAACACACGGAUACAGCAUACACACGCACACACGCUAUACAUAAACGCGGUGUCGAACUGCCGCAGUCGUUUAGCGAUAAUUUAGACGAGAAGAUUAAUGGAGAGAAAAAGACAGGUGCAUCGCGCGCGUUAAAUUAUCACUACGUCAAUAUUUCGUAUCGCAUCGACAGGCAAUCGAUUUCACGUAAGACGCUCUAUAUUUUAUCGUAGGGAAAGGAAGGGAAAAAAAGGAAGAACUCAUCCCCCGCCAUUCGAUCAGAUACUCCCCUCCCUUUAUACCGUUUGAACCCUUCCGUAAACGAGAGCAUUACGAUGGUCACGAGCAAUUUUUAUAAAUGUAUUUUUUCGCCUCCCCUUUCUCCCCCGCGUGUUAAAAAACACAUCCUGAUUCGAUGAUCAUCGUAGAAGCGCCGGGGAAGUGAGUAAUUUUACGGACUUUUCCACUUGAACCACUGCCACGCGGCAGACGGCGAUCCAACCAGCAU